Molecule: messenger RNA, 339 nt
Organism: Menidia menidia (Atlantic silverside)
Lineage: Eukaryota; Metazoa; Chordata; Actinopteri; Atheriniformes; Atherinopsidae
Source: the annotation of a GenBank genome assembly
AUGGAAUUUGAGCUGGAACCAAUCAAGCUGACCAUGGGGGAGGUUGUCACCCCCUUCCACUGCAUGAAGUUUGACAUGGCCACAGAAAAACAGAGACUGGAGCAGAUGGACUCUCUUGUGAAGGAAACCUGUGACAUGGAGGUGGGCCUGAAGAGGACCAGAAGUGGACGGAUAAUAAAGUCCACAACGGAGACAAACGUGACCCUCAAGAGCAAGCAGUCGGCAACAGUGAAGGACAAAAUGGUUUCUCAGUAUGACGUUCUCAGCAGCCAGGAAUCGUUGGCUUCCUCCACAGCUAAUAAGAAGCGCAAAUUCAGCGAGCCGAAAGAGCACUACUGA